ACAUUCUAGCAGGUCAAAAACAAACACACACUCACAUUCCGAUAACUUCGCCGAUGGUUAGAAGUAGAACACUGCUGCAAGGAUGAGCCAAACGUAUACAUUUUCAUUCACCACUAUUAAAUCCACACCUUAUUUCCCAUUUAACAGUCGCCAAAACAAACUUUCAGUAUCAAUAACAGCCACUAACAAUAAUAAUAAUAAUAAUAACAAUAAUUCCUCAACAAAAAGACGUAUAUGGCGAAAAACACCAAACCCCAAAUCCUCAUUUCCUAACCAACGACGAAAUCUAGAAGUUGGCCACUUAGAUCACAGUGUAGACAUGGAAGAAUUAAUAUCAUCAAUCAACCAAACAACAGAUGAACACCAACUGUUUGCGUUAAUGUCUCAAUACAAAACCCGACAACUUUCCAUACGUUUUAUGGCCACAUUAUUGUCUCGUGAAACAGACUGGCAAAGAUCACUUGCUUUACUUGAUUGGAUUAACGAACACGCGUUAUACACGCCGUCGGUAUACGUAUAUAAUGUAGUUAUACGUAAUGUACUUAGAGCGAAACAAUGGGAGAUUGCGUAUGGACUGUUUGAUGAAAUGCGUCAAAGAGGGUUGUCUCCCGAUAGGUUUACGUAUUCGAAUUUGAUUACGAUGUUUGGGAAAGAGAGUAAGUUUGAUGAAGCAUUGUCUUGGUUACAAAAGAUGGAAGAUGAUCGCGUGUCUGGUGAUCUUGUGUUGUAUAGUAAUUUGAUUGAGUUGUCUAGGAAGUUGUGUGAUUAUUCUAAGGCGAUAUCGAUAUUUUCUAGAUUGAAAACCUCGGGUGUUUUGCCUGACCUUGUUGCGUAUAAUACGAUGAUUAAUGUUUUUGGGAAGGCUAAUUUGUUUCGUGAAGCGAGGUUGUUGGUUAAGGAAAUGAGAGAGGUUGGUGUUGAGCCGGAUACAGUUAGUUAUUCUACGUUGUUGAGUAUGUAUGCUGAGAAUGAGAAGUAUCUUGAGGCAUUGUCGGUUUUUUCUGAAAUGAAGGGAGUGAAUUGUUUGCCUGAUCUAACAACUUGUAAUAUUAUGAUAGAUGUGUAUGGGCAACUAGAUAUGGCUAAAGAAGCCGAUCGUUUGUUUUGGAGUAUGAGAAAGAUGGGGAUUGAGCCGAAUGUGGUUAGUUAUAAUACAUUGUUGAGAGUGUAUGGUGAAGCCGAGCUUUUUGGAGAGGCGAUACAUUUGUUUAGAUUGAUGCAGAGAAAAGAUAUCGUUCAAAACGUUGUUACUUAUAAUACAAUGAUCAAGAUUUAUGGUAAGACUCUUGAGCAUGAAAAGGCGAAUAAUCUUAUUCAAGAAAUGCAAAGUAGAGGGAUAGAGCCAAAUGCUAUAACGUACUCCACGAUUAUAUCUAUCUGGGAUAAAGCCGGGAAGUUGGAUAGAGCUGCGACGCUGUUCCAAAAGUUAAGAAGCUCGGGUGUGGAAAUUGAUCAGGUUCUUUACCAGACUAUGAUUGUGGCUUAUGAAAGAGCGGGUUUAGUUGGGCAUGCCAAACGCUUACUUCAUGAACUUAAGACACCCGAUAACAUUCCAAGAGCCACUGCAAUUACAAUUCUUGCUGGAGCGGGUCGUGUGGAAGAAGCCACAUGGGUUUUUCGUCAGGCGUAUAAUAGUGGAGAGAUUAAGGAUAUAUCGGUAUACGCUUGUAUGAUUGAUCUAUUUUCAAGAAACCGAAAGCAUUCUAGUGUCAUUGAGGUGUUUGAUAAGAUGAGGAAAGCAGGGUACUUUCCUGACUCUAAUGUGAUAGGUCUUGUUCUAAAUGCAUAUGGGAAGUUGCGGGAAUUUGAGAAGGCGAAUGUUGUGUAUAUGGAAAUGCAGGAUGAAGGGUGUGUUUUCCCUGAUGAAGUUCACUUUCAAAUGCUAAGCCUUUAUGGUGCAAAACGAGAUUUUGAGAUGGUCGAGUCGUUAUUCGAAAGAUUAGACUGUGAUACCAAUAUUAACAAGAAGGAGUUGCAUCUUGUUGUUGCUAGCAUCUACGAAAGGGCGAAUAGAUUGAACGAUGCAUCUCGAAUUGUUAAUAGAAUGAAAGACAUUGGUCUACUAAGAUCUUAGUAUGUGAAAAAUGCAGCAUCUGGUAUGAAGGUUUUGCAAUUUAUUCACAGUGUACUAUUCUAAUUGUAUUCAAAUUUCAUAGGUUGCUAUACUUGCUAAUAUUCAUGUGAUUUCCUCAA
Messenger RNA from Erigeron canadensis, 2193 nucleotides. RefSeq names its product pentatricopeptide repeat-containing protein At5g39980, chloroplastic. NCBI's taxonomy places the organism in Eukaryota, Viridiplantae, Streptophyta, Magnoliopsida, Asterales, Asteraceae. The coding region runs from base 83 to 2074 and encodes 663 amino acids. Gene Ontology annotation, molecular function: protein binding. The record is from RefSeq and is a predicted model, not a curated record. The transcript has a single exon.